Messenger RNA from Humulus lupulus (European hop), 741 nucleotides. Its product is annotated as cycloartenol synthase 2-like. The coding region runs from base 1 to 720 and encodes 239 amino acids. Gene Ontology annotation, molecular function: intramolecular transferase activity. Gene Ontology annotation, biological process: triterpenoid biosynthetic process. Lineage: Eukaryota; Viridiplantae; Streptophyta; Magnoliopsida; Rosales; Cannabaceae. The transcript has 6 exons. Gene Ontology annotation, cellular component: lipid droplet. The record is from RefSeq and is a predicted model, not a curated record.
AUGACAUGUUUGUUUUCACAGGAAGAUUUGUAUUGCCCGCAUCCACUAGUUCAAGAUAUCCUCUGGGUGACUCUUCACAAGGCUGUUGAACCAGUUCUGAUGAAUUGGCCAGGAAAAAAAUUGAGAGAAAAGGCUCUCCGCUCAGCAAUGGAGCAUAUACACUAUGAAGAUGAGAACACUCGUUAUGUUUGCAUUGGACCUGUGAAUAAGGUAUUAAACAUGCUUUGCUGUUGGGUUGAAGAUCCAAAUUCAGAGGCUUUCAAGUUGCACCUUCCAAGAAUCAAUGAUUAUCUAUGGAUUGCUGAAGAUGGCAUGAAAAUGCAGGGGUAUAAUGGAAGUCAAUUAUGGGACACUAGUUUUGCUGCUCAGGCAAUUAUGUCAACUGAUCUUGUCAAAGAAUACAGCAUAACUUUAAGAAAGGCACAUGAGUUCAUUAAAACUUCACAGGUUUUAGAAGAUUGCCUAGGUGAUCUUGAUAAUUGGUAUCGCCACAUUUCAAAGGGUGCUUGGCCUUUCUCCACUCGUGAUCAUGGUUGGCCCAUCUCAGAUUGUACAGCAGAAGGAUUAAAAGCUACUCUUCUAUUAUCAAAACCUCCCUCAGAUAUUGUUGGUGAACCAUUAGAGCCAAAUCGUAUAUAUGAUGCUGUCAAUGUCAUUCUCUCAUUACAGAAUGGAGAUGGUGGCUUUGCAACAUAUGAACUCACUAGAUCCUACCAUUAGUUGAAGGUACUCCCCUUGAAU